Bursaphelenchus okinawaensis is the source of this 426-nucleotide messenger RNA. Lineage: Eukaryota; Metazoa; Nematoda; Chromadorea; Rhabditida; Aphelenchoididae. The record is from the annotation of a GenBank genome assembly.
AUGUCACUCCUGUUGUUCGACCCAUUCCGCUCCAACGCCGGUUACCACCUCAGCCCCUUCCAAGGACUGUUAGGCGAACUUCAGCGCAUGGAACGCGAACUUGGCCAAUGGGACUACACCGACGGCUUUGCCUACACCUGCAACGUUCAAGGAUUCCGCCCCGAAGAGAUCGAAGUCCACCAUGAAGGCGACUCCGUUACCAUCUCCGCUCAUCACAAGCAAUCCGGACGUCACGAGCACUACGAGAAAAGUCUGAAGCGCACCAUCAGAAUCCCCGAAGGCUUCAACAAGGACCACGUUCAGUGUGACAUCAACGAGAAGGGCGAGCUUAUCGUCAAGGUCCCGAAGCUGGCCGAAGCCAACAAGCCCGAGAAGCGCUCCAUCCCCAUCAACUUCAAGCAGAGCAAGCCUGUCGAGAACAAGUGA